ACACUCAUAUAAAACAUUUAAAAUCUGCAGCAAGGUAGUUAGCUAUGGGGUGUACUGACGUGCCAGCAUUUGUAAAGCUGUGGGUCUACUCAAUCCAGGGCAUCUUCUACGAGAUCUGCUUCACUGCCAUGUUCAACUUCAUCCUCAUCAAGCCUGACUUCAAGCUCAUGGGCGAGAGCUCCAUCUGGUCAGUCUUCAUCUACGGUAUGGGUGGUCUACUAAACGAGUACUUUGUCUACAACCACAUCAAGUCGUCACACAGGGUAGUACGCAUGGUGGUUAACCUUGUGUAUACCUACGUGUGGGAGUACAGUACGGGGGCGGUACUCGGUGUGUUUGGGGCUUGUCCCUGGGAUUAUACGGAAAGAAGGUGGAAUGUUCACGGUCUCAUCACUUUCGAGUACAUUCCUGCCUGGUUGGUUGCUGGCAUACUGCACGAGGAGAUGAUGAAACUGAUGCAGGGGUUGUGCUGGUGUAGAGAGAAAGCUACUGGAGAGAAGAAGCAAGUUAAAGCUCAGUAGACUUCUAUUUGAUAGACUUCAAAUUUGAUAGACUCUAAUUUGAUAGACUUAAAUUGUAUAGCCUUCAAAUUUAUAUAGUGAUAAGGUCUCCUUUAUUGAAAGUUAACGACCGAAGUUCAUACAUUUGUUAUCUAAGAAUUGUUGUAUACAGACACAGACCACAGCAUACCUCAAGUUGUAUCAUGUUUAUCAUAUAAUUCAUAUAUUGUUAUAUGAUAGACGGGGACCUAUGCAUAAGCUUAUGGCUGCACUUUUCUAAAGUAGGUUAUCAUUUUUGACGCAUUGUAAUUUGUACUUAUGCACAAUUUCCUAUAAAUUAUACUUAAAUUCACAUAUAUGUAUAUAAUAAUGAUAAUAAAUGUAUUAUAACCCUAGGAGUACGAUUUGUCUUAGUUGCUUGAAUUAUUGCAGAGUGAAAGCUGAGCAUGGAAGUGUUUAUUUACCUUACUACGUAUGUGUGAAGCGUGUUUAAUAAUUCUCCGUUUAUUAUUGCAUCUGUUUGUUAGCUGUUGACCAGCAAAUCAUGAAGCGACGACCGAUUCGUUUGGUGAGUUUUAUUUUGUGAUGUAACCUCGAAUCCCGAUUUACCGCACCCUAAUUUACCCACCCUCGUGAUAAAUUACUAUUUAAUUGUUUACUUCCCCAAAUACAUCUGGUGAAUCGGAGUUUGACUGUAUUAUGUUCUAUGUGAAUGAUACUUGCAACCAAUAUACUACCAAGAGCUGCUUGUAUUUUUAUCUUAUUUUGUGGUUUGAUUCAACAUAAUAUAUAUAAUUAAUAUUUGUUUGAUUAUUUGAUAUUAUAGAAUUGUCACUUGCUUGAUUAUUUUUGUUUUGAUUAUUUGAACUUACAGUGUUGCCACUUUAAAUUGGCCUCCAAAAUGGCACCCUUACCGCUUAUAUUAUUACGCUUUUAUGUUUUUAUUGUGUAUUUCAAUCGCAAUUACUCCGUUCUUAUUGCACAGGCCUAUUUUAAGUAGCAACACUGUAAUUAGUAGAUUAUUUUAUCUUGUAUUAUAUUAUCUUAUUAUACCCGGCUGUCGAUAAUUGUUAUUUUGUACCCAUUUAUAGUUUCAUCAAGCUUGUGUAUUUGAUAUUCGGUUUUUAAGAUAACUUUCUAACUGAUUACUGAUAGUUAGGUGAAAUAUUUAGUUAAUAAUAUUCCUGAAUCAAAGUCGCUGUAUACACUGUAUAUUUAUACAGUAUACACUGUAUACACUGUCGCUGUAUGUACUAGAACUUGAUACAACCCAUUUAAAGGAGUUUCUCAUUUUACAGUUAACUUCAUAAUUCACUAAAGUACUGCAUGUAUAAUAUACUUACGUUUAUAGUGAGUUAUUUAAGUAGGGAAGUUAUUUAAGUAAAGAAGUUAUUUAUUGUCGCUGUAAGAGUUAUUUGUGGUAAAUUUUUGAAUUAGUUUAAAUUAUUAAGAAGUAACGUCGUUGUUUCAAUAGUAAUAACAAUUAACUGGAUUUAAAAGUUGAAUAAUUCAUUGUAAUAAUAUAAUUGGUAAGGGGGAGAAAUAUCCUGGCUGCAUGAUAAUAUGCCAGUGCAAAAAAAGGUAUAAAGAAAUUAAAACCACUCUGCUAUGAUAAUUUAUAACUGUAUAUGCUACAACUUUAUAUGCUACUGUACUACUUGUAUUGCUUUCUC
Molecule: messenger RNA, 2173 nt
Organism: Bolinopsis microptera
Lineage: Eukaryota; Metazoa; Ctenophora; Tentaculata; Lobata; Bolinopsidae
Product: transmembrane protein 229B-like
Exons: 2
Coding region: 45-521 (158 amino acids)
Source: RefSeq, a predicted model, not a curated record